Messenger RNA from Ilyonectria robusta, 1199 nucleotides. RefSeq lists its product as uncharacterized. The transcript has 3 exons. The record is from RefSeq and is a predicted model, not a curated record. Bases 1 to 1047 code for a protein of 348 amino acids. NCBI's taxonomy places the organism in Eukaryota, Fungi, Ascomycota, Sordariomycetes, Hypocreales, Nectriaceae.
AUGCCUGUUCUGCGCUGGCCACCACCCAUCAUCAACGCAUCAUGGCGCCAACGCACGCGAGAACCCCGCGAUGCCGCCGCCACCACGACGGUUGAGGCCGGGAAUUCAAGGGUCCAAGUGCUCGUUUCACGGCUUCAUGGUUUCACGGCUUUGCAUUUGCAUAUCGGCGGCUUGUCUCGCGCCAUCAUGUUCAUUCAUCCAUGUUCAUCUCUGUUCAUCUCUGGCUGUUCCAUCAACACCACGACUCAACACAUUCCCGUCGUCAUCCCCCACCAAGACCCAGCACACCUCCGAAAUAACCGAACCCACAGACUCUUGUCUCUUUGCCCAUCCCACCCUCCUCUUUGUUCCAAGUCUUACGGCCACAUUGUCUGCAGCGAACAUGCACCAAAAACAAUGGCCAAGUUAGCAGCUUGCCGCCUCCUCCCCACACUUUCGCUCGCUCCACCUCCGCAUUUUGAUCUUCCCUGCACACCACAACUUCGCUCCCUCUCCACUCCUCCUCCUCCACUCCUCCUCCUCCACUCCUCCUCUUCCUUGUCCUCUCCUUAUCCUCUCCUUAUCCUCCUCCUCCUCUUCCUCCUCUUCCUCCUCUUCCUCCUCCACACUCGUCAAUCAUCAAUCCCCUUCCAUCCAUCCCUCCCCUGCUCUCCUCCAACCACCCUCUAUCCUUCAGCCAACCAAUUCAACUCCUCAAUCCGGCACUUUCCAUCCUUCCAUCCAUCCACCCCGUCCACCCUCACUUACCACUUCAAUACAACCCUCGCUCGCCCCCUCUCUGGCUUUCCCUUCAAGUCCACUCGCGCAGCCUCUCUUCCUGCCGUGUUACCCUCCUCUUCCCCCUUUGUUAUCAACCCGCAGGUCGCCAUAACAAAUACGCACCCUCUACCGAGCUUUCCGUCCGCAGUUCCCGGCCACCGCGGAAUCCACGUCUCGCUCCCCGACGUCGUCCUAUAUCCUCCUGUUCUGUUCCUCCCAGACCAUAGUACUUGCUAUACACACUUUGGCUCACGGGAUCUCUUCACCGGCUGCAGGGGUGUCAUGUAACCUUUUUAAAACUACCAACAUACACUUGUCACCGAUCUGAUCACACUUCCUAUUUCCUCUUUGCCAUUUCCUCUUUAUCGUCUCCCCUUUACCAUCUCCGCUUUUCCUUUUCUUCCUCUUUCCCAUUCUCAUUCUCCCUUUCCCCGUGAUUC